Anopheles darlingi is the source of this 4635-nucleotide messenger RNA. RefSeq names its product mucin-19. Gene Ontology annotation, molecular function: protein binding. NCBI's taxonomy places the organism in Eukaryota, Metazoa, Arthropoda, Insecta, Diptera, Culicidae. The coding region runs from base 1306 to 4485 and encodes 1059 amino acids. The transcript has 5 exons. The record is from RefSeq and is a predicted model, not a curated record. Gene Ontology annotation, cellular component: nucleus.
UUCGGAUGGUUUCGUGCAUUCGCACAUUAGUGCGCUCGCUCCAUGCCUAGACUAACCAGCUUCGGGCGGGUGGGAAACAAUCGAGCCGGAACGCUGGAGGAGGUUGCGAAGAUGACGAAUGGUGACGCGCUGGACGACUGACUGGGUUGGCGAAGCAGCAAAAUCACUAUUCCGUGCGGUAAUAUUAAUCAGAUCGCUAGUGCCAGCGCCAGUAGACGUCGGUGGUGACGGUUGCGUGCGUGAGCGAAGGCCAAGGCGAUUCCUGGGAGACAACGCAACGGCGAACGGUGCAUUAAAUCAGCGACCACAGUGGCCACUCGUUGGGCAAGUUUACUAGCUGUGAAUGUGUGAGUGUCCAUGUGUGUGUGUGUGUGAAAGGUGAUAUGGUUUACUUCCUGUUGUUUGGACAUUGCUUUGCGUUGUUUGAAAACAAACGGAACAAAACAGUUGAUUAAACGGUCGUCGUCGGCUGCAACAAAGAGAAACAGAGAGCGAAAGAGGAAGAGAGCAAGUGUUGACAAGUGUUUGUACGGGUCGUUUGUUAUCUCCACAUAACCGAUAACAACGGUUUCAUCACGAGGAAUCCACAUCGAUUUCGUGAAGAAAAGAUAAAAGACUUCAACGCACCGCGACCGGUGCCAAGCGACGAACCCUCGAUUUUGUGAUAAGCAAAACGCAUAAUAGGGGCACUAAACACUGCCAUGGUGACCAAUUCCCGCUUGUCAGGCGUGAGGAGUGAGGCAUUUGAUAAAUUCCGCGACCCAGAAGCCACCGGUCAGGGUUUGCGGUUCGCAGCUGCUUCCUAUCACCGUCGAUGUCGUUACGAGCACCGUACGGCCGCUCGGUAACCGGAUACCUUUUGCUUGUGGUUCAGCCGCCUCCAAUACAUUCGCACCGCACGUGUUCCGGAUCGAUCGAUCGAUCGCCGAGGAUUCGGGAGCUCCGUUCGUGAAAGUUGUGACGCGAUUUCUGCGGCCGAGGCCUUUGCAAAUGAGUGCGUGACCGGUUUAUGUGUGGCGCGAUGACGUGCACGAUGCCAGCAUACUGAUGAUGAUCACCGUUGCCGCUGCUGCUGCUACUGAUGUGUGUGUGCUUGCGUAGUGCAUCUUUGCGGUGCAAUUGAGUGACUUGGUUUGAUGCGAGAUGCUCGCCCCCCCCGGGGCCUGUGAUUAGCGCGAACGACAGCGAACGGCCAUUCCCGGGGGAGAAAGUUGUUGUCAAGAAUUUUUGCGAAAGUAUACCCUAGUGUGUGUGCGUUAGUGGUGGUGUGUGAGAACGUGGCGGUGGGUGUUUUGGCGUGUGAAAAUGUUUUCCAGGCUAUGCAAAAACACCAUCUUCCCGACGGGAGUCAAUCAAAGCCAGCAGCAACCAGCCACGACGUCGCACCGGAGCACCACGAGCUCGGAUGGCAUCGGAACACCGUCAACGGUAGGAGGUGGUGCGGCAGGUACGACGACGGGAACAUCCCAAUCAACGAACGGCUCAUCGACGUCGAGCGUUAGGCAACCUCCACCAUCAUCAUCGUCACUGCCGGUGAGCGUAGGCGAAGGAGGAGGAGGAGGAGAAGUAGGAGGCUCGGUAGCAGUUGUAGCAGCGGCCAUCGCUGCCGAUCGACGUCGACGUCGUCAACAGCAGCAGCAGCAGCAACAGCAACAACAGCUCGCUGGACGUAAUCUCCCAUCGCUGCCGGUUGCGGCGACGAGAUCUCGUGGUCCGAUAAGGGCUCCGGAACCACCGCCACCGUACUGGGCGCACUACGCACACCGACCGGUUCCGGCGACGGUACCACCUGCGGUAGCCGGAGCCGCGGGCCCAAACGUCGCUAGAAUCGGUGGAGCAUCAUCAUCAGCAUCGGCAGCAGGAGCGGCUGCUGCUGCACCGGCUGCGGCUGAGGCUGCGGCUGUCGGUUCGAGUGGUGGUGGUGCUGGGCACAACUCAGCCACGACCACCGACGACAGCGACACCAGCAAUGACAGACCCCGUGCCCAUCGCGAUAGAUCAACGACGUCCCGUGAGCGAUCUUCGGCCUUUGGUGGCAGCGGCAUUGACGGAGCUCCCGGCGCGGCUAUCGUUGCGCAUCGUGGUGGACGCAGUGAAGUCGCCACAAGCCGGCAUCUACGCUAUAACGUGCAGCAGCGACAGCGCAUCAAGGAGCAUUUGCUAACUCACGAUGCCUUUUGUCCGGAUUUGGUGCGUAACUGUAAGAACAUUGCCACCGAUUCGCCGGAUCGUCAAUCAUCAGCAUCAUCAUCAUCAUCAUCGCCUGUAUCACCGGCUGAGUACGCGGAGAUCGCCGAUCUAGGCCGUAGGUUUGCCACGCACGCCACCAUCAACGUCGGUGCUUCGACGUCGUCGGCCAGAGCGGUCGUCGGCCCGGUUUCUGCCACUUCCGGCUCGACAUCACAGCCCACCGGUGCCAGUGCCGGUGGUCCGGAGACUGGCGCUGCCCCAACUAUGGGUUCCAACUUGAGUAUUCGUAGACCAAAGAUUUCACUGACGUGGGUACUGCGUGAACAGCAGCAGCAACAGCAACAGCAGCACCAGGGAGGCCGCGAUGGAGCCUCGUCCAGUAAUGGACAGGCCCAGCACCAUAAUCAGCCAACGGGCGCUACGGUUACGGUUGGGGCUGCAUCACCAAUGGCAGUCACGACCGCCAAACCAUCCCAAGGAAGUGGAUAUACUAGCUCACCUGCUGGAGUACCACCGACGUCGGUUAGCAGUAUCGAAGGUUCACUCGAGGUACCUAGCGGUGGUGUUCCACCGCACACGUUUGUGAAUGGCACGGGCCAACAAAGCAAUGGUCACCGCCACACCCAUCACCAUCAUGUGAUCGUGAGGAAAAAAUCACGAACUCGGAGCAAGGAGCGACUGUUUAGCGAAAAGUACGUCAGCGAUAACAACCUGUCGGAGUAUCACAGCGAAAAGCGCGAGCGAGUUGUCGGGACGACGUACGCGAACGAUUACACAGCGACACCCUCCGCGGCAGCCGGUGGAAAUGGAACCACCAAUCUGUACCGGAAAAGCAACCGGAAGAAUAGUGAUCGAUUGAAGAAGAAGGAGCGACUGUUGCUGUAUGCGAAUGGUGGUGCGGUCGAUCCGGUUGGGGCCGCGUUUCACAACAACAACAACCAGCACGCGGUUAAUCUUAACAAAGAUCCAGAAGGAAAGGAGAAAGUGGCGGUCGCUCUGAAGAACACCCAUUCGGAGCCAUCGCUCUACACGACGGUGUCGGAACCGUCGGCCUCAACGAAGCAUCGGCACCAUCGGCACCAUCACCAUCGGCGACGACGGGAACGCUAUCGGUCGCAGCGGUUUGGCUACGAGAUCAGCAACGUGGACGAGUUCCUGUCCAAGUGUUCGCUGUCGUCUCCCGGUAAUAUUCCGGUGGUGCUGUCGUCGGCGGCCACGCUCUACCAAACGCGACCCGGUAGCUACCAGAUCGAAAUACCGCUUCCACUCGGCAUGGUGGUGAAUGCGGUCUUUAAGAACCAGAACUGGCUCUACGUACAGACACCGCACGCCGAGGAGGGCUACGUGGCGUACGAUACCUGUCUACCGUUGGGUAUAUUGCCUUCAAACCAAAGAUCGACAUCCAGCUCGAAGCCUACGCCAUGCUGGGAGACGAAUAAGGACGUGUUUCCGAAACUGUGCGGUAAUCUGACGGACAGUGAGAAGGAGAUCCAGCAGCUCCGUGGUGGCACGCGAUCCGAGGGCAGGCGAACCCCUCGGCUUAAGCGAAGUAGUACCAACAGCCGUAGUGCCGCCUCGAUAACCGCGUGUAACAGUGAGCGGGAUCUGGACUCACUGUACCUCAGGACCGUGGCCUCUAAUUUACCGAAGGUGGCCGACGGUCAGGCACAGUACGCUCAGCUGAAGCUAACUACCAAGGUUCUUCACUCAGUGGCGCCGACGGUAAAGUCGGAAAAGGCAUUGGCGAUCGAGCAGCUGGAGAAGCUGAUCUGCUCCGGCAGUGGAGAUUACGUGCAUCUGCUCAAGCAACAGCAGAAACAUCUUCUACACAAACAGCAGCAGGUGCUACAGCAAAUACGCCAACAACAGCAGCAGCAACAGCAACACCAUUUCAGCAGCAAACCGUUGGAACUGACCGGUGCAGCGGUCGAGCGGGGCUCGGUGUGCAGCGGCAAUCAUCAAGGGACCAAAGUGUAUGGCAGUGGAACGAAUCAUCUACGCAUAGCGCUAGGAGGGGGUUCCACCGGUGCACCGAUGUCUGUCGGUGGUCCCGUAACACCCGCUCUGGCCGCAGCGGUGGCUACGGCUGCCGUACGGCAAACUUUGCUCGCCAUCACGGACAACUACUGCUCGGAAGCACUCAACGUGCACAAGGGCGAUGUGGUAACGUUGCUCGCUUGCAAAGAGUAUCAGGAGAAGGGCCUGAAGAACUACAAGCAAUGGUUCUUCGUGCGUACCAGAGACGGCCACGAAGGAUACAUACCGGCCGAGGCGGCUGGUCACGGAUUUCUCUAGACGAGAGACUGAUGAUAAUGGGAGAGCGAUGAAGUAUGAAAAAAAGAAUAUGGUUCCAGUAGGAAUCCAACGGUAGUCGUGCUGUAGAUAGUAUAAGCGUUAAUGUUUAACCAAAUGAUAUUUAAAAUAAAAUUGAAUUCGUGAAUUCGC